This is a messenger RNA of Arachis ipaensis, 735 nucleotides long. Lineage: Eukaryota; Viridiplantae; Streptophyta; Magnoliopsida; Fabales; Fabaceae. The record is from RefSeq and is a predicted model, not a curated record.
AUGACUCCAAUGAUAAGCUCUCUUAGAUUGAUUGCCAAUGCUGGAACUCCUUUUGAAAAUCCAACUUUAUAUCGCUCCAUAGUGGGCGGGUUGCAGUAUGCAACAAUUACACGACCUGAUAUCAGUUUUUCAGUGAACAAAUUGAGUCAAUUUAUGUCCAACCCCUGCCAAGAACAUUGGGUUGCAGUUAAACGAGUCCUGAGAUACUUGGCAGGUACUGCUGAGCUCAAAUUGCAAUUUCAUAGAUGCACUGAUUUACGUUUUUCUGCUUUUUCUGACUCAGAUUGGGCAAGUGAUCUUGAUGAUAGAAAAUCUACAACUGGAUUUUGUGUGUACUAUAGUUCAAAUCUGGUGUCUUGGAAAAGCAGCAAACAACCCACGGUCAGUCGAAGCUCAACUGAGGCUGAAUAUAGAGCCCUGGCAGCAGUGUUCAUGGAACUCAUUUGGAUUCAAAAUCUUCUGGCUGAAUUGCAUCAGCCUUGCCCAGCUUCCCCCACUGUAUUUUGUGACAAUAUUUCAGCUGUGUUGCUUGCAUAUAAUCCAAUCCUACAUAAUCGGACUAAACACUUUGAGUUAGAUCUCUACUUUAUUCUGGACAAGGUGAUCAAAGGCUCUAUUGCUGUCACACAUAUUCCAUCAACUGAACAAGUGGCAGAUGUUUUAACAAAGCCUCUGUCAUUAGCCAGCUUUAACAAGUUUAAAAGCAAACUCAGGUUGGCAUUCAAACCACCAUGA